Bombina bombina (fire-bellied toad) is the source of this 6466-nucleotide messenger RNA. Its product is annotated as proton-coupled amino acid transporter 1. NCBI's taxonomy places the organism in Eukaryota, Metazoa, Chordata, Amphibia, Anura, Bombinatoridae. Gene Ontology annotation, molecular function: amino acid:proton symporter activity; L-proline transmembrane transporter activity; glycine transmembrane transporter activity. Gene Ontology annotation, cellular component: vacuolar membrane. Gene Ontology annotation, biological process: proline transmembrane transport; L-alanine transport; glycine transport. The transcript has 11 exons. The record is from RefSeq and is a predicted model, not a curated record. The coding region runs from base 86 to 1528 and encodes 480 amino acids.
CACGUGAUGGUGUUUUCUGCUGAAGAUUAUGUAGAGAACCUGUCAGUAGGAAGUAGCAGGAUCGGCAUUACAGCUGCUGGACAGAAUGAUGGACAACACCCGGCUAAGGAAUGACAACUAUAUUGACUACAGCUCCACUGAUGUCAGCCCCAGUGAAGAGAGCUCUCCUGGAUCAAUAAACCGCACUCUUCCAAGGCACAGACAGUAUGAGAGACUGGGAGAGGAGAACAGCAGCAGUACCACAUGGUUCCAGACAUUGAUACAUUUGUUUAAAGGGAACAUUGGAACUGGCCUCCUGGGCCUACCUCUAGCUGUGAAGCAUGCUGGAAUUGUGUUGGGCCCCAUAAGUCUGGUAAUAAUGGGCAUCAUUGCUGUUCACUGCAUGGACCUCUUAGUUAAGUGUGCUCAUCACUUCUGUCAAAGGGACCAGCGACCAUUUGUGGACUACGGAGAUGCUGUGAUGUAUGGCAUGGAGUCCACAUCCAACCAAUGGCUACAAAGGCAUUCCAUCUGGGGAAGGCGUCUUGUUGGAUUCUUUCUGAUCCUCACACAGUUGGGUUUUUGCUGUGUCUACUUUGUGUUCCUGGCUGACAAUGUAAAGCAGGUAGUUGAAGCUUCCAAUGCUACCACCAAUGACUGCAGCAGCAACAAAACCAUAAUUCUCACCAACAGCAUGGAUUCCAGGCUUUACAUCUUGUCAUUUCUCCCGUUUCUAAUACUCAUUGUCUUCAUAAGAAACCUGCGCUACUUGUCCUUCUUCUCACUUUUUGCUAACGUGGCCAUGCUGGGGAGUGUAAUCUUAAUUUACCAAUAUAUUGGCAGGGAUAUUCCAGACCCCACACAUCUGGCCUAUGCAUCCACCUGGAGAUCCUACCCCCUCUUUUUUGGCACCGCAAUAUUUGCUUUUGAAGGCAUUGGUGUGGUCCUACCUUUGGAGAACAAGAUGAAAAUUCCACGUCAGUUUCCUGUUGUGCUGUACGUUGGGAUGGGCAUUGUAACAGCUCUGUACAUCAGCAUGGGCACUUUGGGUUACCUGCGUUUUGGAUCCAGUAUUCAGGCUAGCAUUACCCUGAACCUACCUAAUUGUUGGCUGUACCAGUCUGUGAAGUUGCUCUACUCCUUUGGGAUAUUUAUCACCUUUGCCCUGCAAUUCUAUGUUGCUGCAGAAAUCAUUGUCCCUACUGCAACGAUGAGAGUUCCGGAUCGUUGGGUCCUAGCUGUAGAUUUUACCACAAGGGCAUCAUUGGUUUGUGUCACGUGUGUCCUCGCCAUCCUUAUUCCCCGGUUGGACCUGGUCAUCUCUCUGGUGGGGUCAAUAAGCAGCAGUGCCCUGGCUCUUAUCAUUCCUCCAGUGUUGGAGAUUCUCACUUUUUACUCAGAAGGCCUCAGUCGCUGGGUCAUUGCAAAGGACAUUCUUAUCAGCAUUGUGGGGUUUUUGGGGUUUUUGUUGGGAACAUAUGUAACCUUAUGGGAAUUGUUUACACCAAAUGCCCUUCCAAGUCUCAAUUACACGUAUGCAGUCCAGUGAGUUUAGGCUAUAUGAAGCUAUUACAAUCAACAUUGUCCACCUGCAGCUAUUUUUUUUCUUUUCAUUGUGAUUCUAAAAGAGUUGAGUGGACACAAGCAUUUAUUAAAUUGUUCUCUUGAUGGCCCUGUGUUACUCAUAUAGCUUCUUUACUUACGUCAGUGAAUGUAUGUAAUACUAUAGCUGCCAGUGACAACAGGUAUUAAUUGUUGACAGAUGUAAAUUGUACGGUUCUACCUAUGUUUACUUUGCACAAAUUGUUUACUGAGUUAGGGUUUACUUUGAUAAAGCACAGGGGAUUUAGUCAGUGGCUACAACCCUCUUUAAUAGCCUUCCUACAAUGUAAUUGGCUCAUUACUUAAUAGAUUGGGGUCAAUUUAUUAUAUGUCGAGCAGACAUGAAUCGCUGUAGUGAAUCAUGUUCGUCCGACAUUGCUAAAGAUGCAUACGCUGUUGGCAUUUAACAUUGCACAAGCAUUUCUGGUGAAAUGCUUGUGCAAUGACGCCCCCUGCAGGGGGUGUCAAUCAUCCCAAUUGGUUCGGGUUGAUUGCAGUACUAAAAGGUGGUGGACCGCUGCUUCUUAACUUAUGUUUACGCCGAGAUGGAAACUACUGACUUAGACAGCAGCUCCACUGCUUAUUAAAUCUACCCCAUUGUUUGUUAUGCAUUUCAUUGGACUGGCUUCUUUGCCUUCAAAGUUCCCUAUGUUGUUCUUUAAAGUGAAGCAGUUUUAGUAUAAAGUAUUUUGGCUUUUAAGGGGGUUUUGGCAGAGAAAUUCUUCUUACAGCAGCCUCUUGGAUAACACAGCAGAUAAUCUUUGUUCUGAAGGCUUAUUAAAAAAAAAUCACUGAGACCUCAAUAAUCUUAUAAGGGAAACAAUAGUAGUUUACUAUAUUUUAUUUUUUUGGUCAGCUUAGCUUUUAUGUCUCUAUUUUUAUUUUAAAAUUUUAGAAAAUGUAAAAAAUAUAAUUUAUAAUCUCUACAAAUUAAAUUAUUAGAGUAUUGUUUGGGAACAUCAAAUAGAUCUUGAUUUUCUGUUUAUCAUUUUGGUAUUUUUAGUUUUCUAGUAGAAUUAAAAAACAAAGUAGGGUUGUACUUUUCACGUCUUGAACCAAAACACUGAAAUAAGUUGGUACAUGAACAUUUUUUGAAUGUUGUUUAGAAAAUGUAUGCAUGUUUUGAUCUUUGGCGGAGACCCAGAUAUCUUGCGCAGCAAAUGGGAUCUAAGUCCAUAAAGUAUUGAAUUACUCUUGCAGCAGUGAAAUAGUCGAGAGUGGCAGUGUCAAGUUACAUUAGGUGCCAAAACCCCAUAAACCAUUGUGAUGUUAUUUAUGAAUUUGGUUGACCAUUGUGAUGUUAUGAAAUAGUUUCAGUAUAAAGUAUUUCGGUUUUAAAAGGGAUUUUGCCAGAGAAAGUCCCUUUCUUCUUCUUUCAGCCGCCUCUUGGAUCUAAUUCCAUAAAGUAUUAAAUUACUCUCGCAGCAGUGAAAUAGUUGAGAGUUGUAAGUAUCAAGUUACAUUAGGUGCCAAAACCCCAUAAACCAUUGUCAUGUUAUUUAUGAAUUUGGUUCCCAAGAAUUGAUUGUAAUUUUAUGUUAAAUUGUAUUUGCAAGAAUUCAUGCCACACAUAAAUAAGACUCCUUACACAGACCAUAAAGGACACUGACAAGACUCCAGGGUGUGAGCUUAGCUUUAUACAUUGGCUUUUGUGGCAUAGCAGUUUCAUAUUUCAUGCAGCUUAAAACAGAUAUUUAUCAUAAUUGCAUUAGGUUCUCAGUUGUGGACUACACUACUUUUAAAGUCAAUGUGAGAUAUAUUAGUAGGUGGUUACUUUAUACCUUUACUUCCCAAAGGGUUAGUGGCACUGCUGAUCCCAUAUAUAUGUGAUCCACAGACUUACUGCACCAGCCUGCCUAAAUAAUAAAUAGAUUUUAAUUUAUUAUUUUUAAAUAUAAAUAAUUAACUGGUUUUGCUACUCUACAAGUGAUAAGCAAAAAGAUUGGGACGCACAACAAAAUUGGAUUGGUUGAAAUUAACUAAACGCACUAUAGAGGUUUGGAAAUGUUACCAUGUAGUCUAAUACCCGGGGAUGUCUUAGACAUCUGGCAUCCUGAGUUUAUUAGUCAAUACAAAAUAUUUAUUUUUUAUUUUUCUAUGAAGUUUUAUGAAUAUGGAAGACCCAUAUUAAAUUGAAUACUUAAUUUAAGAGACUAUUGAUAACAUCAGUUUUAAGAAACUUUCAACUGUAAAUUUUUUUUAAAAAAUUUUGAAAAAGAAACCUCUGAGAUUUCAGACCAUACACUACUUUGUGACUGGUGUGUACGCACUGUGCACAUUCAAGGUGGGUACCUGAUUAACUUCUCUCUAUGCUUUGAUAUCAAGGGUAGUACCUUUAAGUGCUUUAGUUAAACACAUGUAGUACACACUAAUAUUUACUGGUAUGUACAGCCCAUACUGUAUAUUAUAAUGUUCCUUAAAAAUAGUUUUAAAUUUACAUUUAAAACUACAGUUCAUGACAGAAAAAAACUACAUUAAAUAUUUUAGCCCAGGCACAAAUGGUUUAUAUUCCAACUCUAAUAAAAAUGUAAUAAGGAAAGUGAUCCAUUACAAAUAAGUAAAAUUAUAUUGAAUGUUUAAACUAAAAACAAGUUUCCCUUCAUGUUUUAACAUUGAGUGGGGAUUGAACUCCCCCCCCCCCCUCAAAAAUCUUUGUACAUUGAAGUGUAUGGAUAUCUUUUUACAUGUAUGGUAAAUUAUUUAUUAGAAACUUUUAUCAUUUCUAAGAACACAGUCACCUUUUUAUAGACCGGACAAUUUUGUUUGUUUUUUUUUGUUUGUACUGAAUCUUAAAGGGAUAUGAAGCCCAAUUUUUUCCAAAAAUGUGCCAGCUCCUAAGCUUACAAUCUUGCUUUUUCAAAUAAAGAUACCAAGAGAACGAAGACAAUUUGAUAAUAGGAGUAAAUUAGAAAGUUGCUUAAAAUUUCAUGCUCUAUCUGAAUCAUGAAAGAAAAAAAUUGGGUUUCAUAUCGCUUUUAAAAAUAAAAUAUUGUGGUAUGUUUCUUUACAAACAUUUUAGAUUAACACUGCCUUUAUAUAAUAGGAGCCAAAUACAGAAUACGUAAUUGUUGGAUUUAACUAAUCAUCCAACAAUACGUAUUUAUUUAUUUUUUUAUUUCAUAUAUGGGAGGAUAUUUCAAAAUCUAUUAUAUAUAUAUUUGUUAUGUGUGCUCAUCUGCUUAGUAAGCUAGCAUUUUCUUUCUAGACUUGUGGAGACUUUUCUCAUCAGUAGUGUUUUGGAAGUUGCCCUAAUCAACCAGUGAGCAUUACUACAGCAAAAUCAGUUAUAGGUAAACAGACAUUACAUAAUGUUUACCACGCGGAUAUAUUUUAAUAGACAUAAUUUCUGCUCUUUCAUAUGCACAAUAACAGUUUUAUAGACUAAAAAUAAUACUGGCUUGGCAAAGUAUUAGUUUUACCAUCUCUAAAGGUCUUUAUAAGGGUCUUGAACUUAGCUGCAUUUUAGUCACAUUUGCACAAAUCUUUGACUGUAUUCUUGAAGAUUUUUGUACUGUAACCACUUGGCAAAAACAUGGUCAAGAGAGUCUUUGUUGCCUAUGACAAUUUAAAUGUAACUGAUAUAUAAUAUACUACUGCCUACUGCUGUUUACUGGAAAAGGUUCCAUAUUUAUAAGUCAUGUUUGUAUCUAGUAAAUGAUGUGAUGUGUUCGUAUAUGUUAGAAUUAUAGAAAUGUUUUUCACAAUGUUUUAACCCAUAUUAAUUACACAAUAUAAAAAUAUUAUGACAAGAAUGUCUUACAGAUAUUUAGCAUUUUUUCAUGAUAGAAAAUGAUCUUCUAAACUGUAAAUACAUUAUUUUUAAAUAAAUAAAUAUAUAAGCCAUAAAUGUAAAGUAAAUCGACAAAGGCUUUGGCCUGAAUAUUAAAAGUAAAAGUUUACAACUACAAAGUGUGUAAUACGACUUAUAGAUUGUGUACAAACAGAAUUCUCUUGGAAGCUGCUUAUUUACAAUAUGGUUGUUGGUUUUCCAUUAGGUUUAAAGAAAUGUAUGAAGGGCGAAGUAUUUCUCAAGUUAUUAAUAGGAAUAUGUGAUGCGCACUUCCACCAUAAUUUCAUCAAUGAAAAAGUGGUUGAAGACUUUCCUUGAAAAUUGAUUUCUAUUAGAUGCCAGUGGAAUAAUCUGUGACAACUAUUAAUCUACGCUAUACUGACAACUAUCAUUUUUGCAGAUGUUAAAAUUAAGAGGAUAUAUUACAGUUGCACAGCUAUUUAUUUCCACCAUCUCUGGAAAAAAAUAACACUUUGCAUAAAAAGUAAUAGUCAAAAUAUGGAAAGGUGGGUAUUUUCAGAAGUAGAGCCAUGAAAUUUCCAUUUUGAUUGAUUUUAAAUAUGCAAAAAUUAUUCAAGCUGGAGUUGAAUAAAAAUGUCAAGUAUACAUGCAUACAUAGUAUAUUUUGGAAGGGUUAUACUUCAUAUAAUCACAAUAUUUUGUGCUUUUUGGUUUCAAUUAUUUUGUGAUUUCUAGCUCUUAGAAAUGAUUGGUCCCAUAUAAUAACGUGUUGAAAUACUGAAUCUGCUAAACUGAUGUAGCUUAAAGUAAUACUGUGUUAUCUUCUUGUCAAAUACUCUCAUCUGCCAAUAGCUUUUACUGAGGAUUUGUAAAAAUAUUGAGUACUUGUUAGAGAACACAAGCAACUUAUCACCCAAUAAUAGACAGGCAUGUACCUUAUACUAACAUUAAAGGAAUAUUUAAUACAAAGAUCUAUGGUCGUUGAUGAUGAUAAACAAAAUGAAUAAGAAUACUGUAUUGUUUAACUUUCUAUGAGUUUUGUAACUAGUGCCUUUAAAAAUGUUGCCCAAAACAGUUUCAGAAUGUAUGGUAUAUGGUCAUUCUAAAUUACUACAAUAAAAAAACUUAAUUGUG